GCCACUAGUUAUUAUAAAUCAUGGUUAAGAAAAGGAAAAGUGUACUUAAAUCUUCAACACAGGUUGUUGAUUCACCAAUGAAAGAACCAAGAAUUAUAAGAGGUAAUCAUUUAGAAAAAGCUCGCAACAGUUUAAAUGAAGCUCUUGAUAUUAUUGCAAAGAAGGAGCAAAAAAAAGYUGAUGAUGUGACUGACAAUGAUGUAUUAAUUGUGGAAGAAAAUGAUACAACUAAGCGAAUUAAGGUAAAUGAAUCCAAGCAAGAAGUUAAAGAUUCAUUGGUAUUAAAAUUACGAGAUCGUAGCAUUGAUUUAGCUUCUUUUACCAAUAAUUCAGCAAUGUAUUCUAUAUGCCGAGCUUGGAUGAAAAAUGACCCAUUAUCAGCAAGACAAGUAAAAAGUAAGAAAUCUGAAAAUUUGGAACGUUAUCUUAAAAUUGAUAAUGAGUCAUCUACAAUCGAAGAUUAUGUGUAUAAAUUACCACCUCCUAAAAGCAGACCUGAAAAUGAGACUGAUAUWGUUCAUAGAAUACCUUUAAAUUUACCAAAGGAUGUUGUAACCAAAAUGGAUAUUAAAAAUAAUAUUGAAGAAGUCCCUACUGUUAGUGAAUUACUUAAGGAGCACAGAAAAAGAUGGACUUAUGUAAGACAGCAGUGGAUUAAAUUCAGUAAUGAAAAUGAAUCCCGCUACGCUAUGUCAAAAAGCAUUUUGAAUUCAAUGUUAAACAAUUUGUUACAAAAAGAACCAAUCUAUCACAUUUUGACAAAUUUGAAAUUAUUUGACCAAUAUCAUUAACAUUUGUUGAUAUGAGAUGAGAGUAAAAAGUUUCUAUGUCUUAAUUUCUUAUUUUACAGGUGAGCAUUUUUAAUAUUUGUUUAAAGACAUAUGAACAUUUUGCUUUGUGUACGUCAUUCAUUAUAACUCGUGUCAAACUAAUUUUUAGCUUAAAACAUGUGCCAUUGAAAACUUAUAAGGAAUAUUUGAAAAAGUAAAUUUUGAUAAAAAAACCACUUGGAACCUUUUUACUCUUAGCCUAUGUAAUAUGUUACUUGUGAUAAAACAGCCAUCGCCUGAUUCAACUUAGAGAGCACUAAGUUCACAUGCAUUAUCACCAUCUCUAAAAUGCACAACAUAAUAAAUUGCAUGUUCCAAAUAAUCUGUUUAACUCUGUUAUUUUUGAUGUUAAAGGGAAAGUAUUACUAU
Messenger RNA from Diuraphis noxia (Russian wheat aphid), 1199 nucleotides. It is a transcript of the gene mip40, whose product is annotated as Myb-interacting protein 40. The record is from RefSeq and is a predicted model, not a curated record. Lineage: Eukaryota; Metazoa; Arthropoda; Insecta; Hemiptera; Aphididae. Gene Ontology annotation, cellular component: transcription repressor complex; Myb complex. Gene Ontology annotation, biological process: negative regulation of transcription by RNA polymerase II.